Messenger RNA from Poeciliopsis prolifica (blackstripe livebearer), 6666 nucleotides. RefSeq names its product metabotropic glutamate receptor 1-like. Gene Ontology annotation, biological process: regulation of synaptic transmission, glutamatergic; G protein-coupled glutamate receptor signaling pathway. Lineage: Eukaryota; Metazoa; Chordata; Actinopteri; Cyprinodontiformes; Poeciliidae. The record is from RefSeq and is a predicted model, not a curated record. The transcript has 8 exons. Gene Ontology annotation, cellular component: postsynaptic density membrane. Bases 1 to 2634 code for a protein of 877 amino acids. Gene Ontology annotation, molecular function: adenylate cyclase inhibiting G protein-coupled glutamate receptor activity; G protein-coupled receptor activity involved in regulation of postsynaptic membrane potential.
AUGUCUGCACGUGCCAUCACCAUGGACGUCCAAGCCCAGCGUGACGGCUGGGCGGACCGUGUGGAGGUGGUGGAGGGAUACGAGCACGAGGCUGUCGGCGGCAUCACCGUGAAGCUCCACUCCGAGGAGGUUUCCUCCUUCGACAAUUACUUCCUGAAGCUCAAGCUCAGCACGAACACGCGCAACCCGUGGUUCCCGGAGUUCUGGCAGCACCGCUUUCAGUGCCGCCUUCCCGGACACCCGCAGGAGAACCUGAACUACGCGCGCAACUGCUCAGAGGAUGAUGAUCUAGGUUACGAAAGUCUUGAAGACAACUAUGUUCAAGACAGCAAAAUGGGCUUUGUCAUCAAUGCCAUCUACGCCAUGGCACACGGUCUGCAUGACAUGCACUCUCACCUCUGUCCUGGCUAUGUGGGACUGUGUGAUGACAUGAAACCCAUCGAUGGAAGCCAUUUGCUGGAGUUUCUGCUCAAGACGUCCUUCACAGGAGUGUCCGGGGAGGACAUAUGGUUUGAUGAGAAUGGAGACUCGCCUGGAAGGUAUGAGAUUAUGAACUUCCAGCAUGUGGAGCCUGGGGUUUAUGACUACAUCAACAUCGGCUCGUGGCACGAGGGCAUGCUGAGCCUCGACGAUGAAAUGAUCCAGAUGAACAGCAGCGACAUGGUCCGCUCCGUCUGCAGCGAGCCCUGCUCCAAAGGAGAAAUCAAGGUCAUAAGAAAGGGGGAGGUGAGCUGCUGCUGGAUAUGCACUGCCUGCAAGGACAAUGAAUAUGUGCAGGACGAGUUCACAUGCAAGGCCUGUGAGCUGGGCUGGUGGCCUGACAAAGAACUGGAGGGUUGCGAACCAAUUCCCCUGCACUACCUGGAGUGGAGCAAUCCAGAAUCCAUCAUCCAGGUUGUCUUCUCCUGUUUGGGCAUCCUGGUCACAUCAUUCGUUGCCUUCAUCUUCGUCCUGUACCGUGACACGCCUGUGGUGAAGUCAUCCAGCCGCGAGCUCUGCUACAUUAUCCUGGCUGGGAUCUUCCUUGGAUACCUGUGCCCUUUCACCCUCAUAGCGCGACCCACAGUGGCGUCCUGCUACCUUCAGAGACUUCUCGUCGGUCUCUCGGCCGCCAUGUGCUACUCGGCACUCGUGACCAAAACCAAUCGCAUCGCUCGCAUCCUGGCGGGAAGCAAGAAGAAGAUCUGCACCAGGAAGCCGAGGUUCAUGAGCGCGUGGGCUCAGGUGGUCAUCGCCUCAAUACUUAUCAGUCUUCAGUUGACGUUGGAAGUUACGCUUAUCAUCAUGGAGCCUCCCGAACCGAUCAAAUCCUACCCCAGCAUCAGAGAAGUGUUUCUGAUCUGCAACACCAGCAACCUCGGCGUUGUGGCACCACUGGGCUACAACGGUUUGCUCAUCAUGAGCUGCACCUACUAUGCCUUCAAGACCCGCAACGUUCCCGCCAAUUUCAACGAAGCCAAGUACAUCGCCUUCACCAUGUACACCACGUGCAUCAUCUGGCUCGCCUUUGUGCCGAUCUACUUCGGCAGCAACUACAAGAUCAUCACCACGUCGUUCUCCGUGAGCCUCAGCGUGACCGUGGCUUUGGGGUGCAUGUUCACGCCAAAGAUGUACAUCAUCAUUGCAAAGCCAGAGCGGAACGUACGCAGCGCGUUCACCACGUCCGACGCCGUGCGCAUGCACGUCGGCGACGGCAAGAUCGCCUGCCGAAGCAACAGCCUCCUCAACAUGUUCAAGAGGAAGAAGAACACCGGGAACGGCAGUUCUAAUGGAAAGUCUGUGUCAUGGUCUGAACCAGGUGCAAGACAUCCUCCCAAAGGGGAUCAUAUGUGGCACAGACUGUCAGUGCAUGUGAAGAGACAGGAAGCAGGUUCCAAUCAGAUGGCUGUCAUCAAACCCUUAACUAAUACCUACCAAAACACUGCCGGGGAGUUCUCAGACCUCAGCACUAAGACGUUGUACAAUGUAGCUGAGGAGGACGAAAACGACCCGCUCACUUACAGCUCCCCCGCCACUCCCCCCAUGAUGGCCCAUGGACAGAUGCCAGCCUGUGACAUGACAAAAGAGGCGGCCGGGGACGUGGAGCUCUAUUCCCUGGAGCGUCUCCAGCAAAAUAGCGUUAUCCCUCAACUCUGCGUCACGGACCGCCUGCAGGAGGAGAUUGUUCUGAAUAAGUUCAGCAGUGACAACCAGGAGCUCUUUGACGAUGUGCGCCUGCCUCCGGCUGUUUCAGGCAUGCCGGUGUACCACCAGGCUCACCUCAUCCAGCAGGAACCCAUCCUGCCUGUCCAUCUUGACCCAUUUGAUGAGGAGCCCGUCUCCCCUUUAGAGGAGGAGGAAGAAAUGGAGAACGAGCAGUUUGGCCUCUUACAGGGCUACAUGUAUAACAACACCCAGAUUCACGACGACGACGAUGAGGAGGAGGAAGAGGAGGAGGACUUGAUUGAGGUCAAAUUAGCAAUGGAGGACUCCGUCGCCCUAAUGCCUCCGUCCCCUUUCCGUGAUCGCUCUGGUACCCCAGUAAGCCCGUUUCCCAACUCACCAGUGUCCGAGUCUGUCUUGUGCACACCUCCAAAUGUGACGUAUGCCUCUGUCAUUCUUGGAGACUACAAGCAGAGCGCUUCGACUCUGUGAUUUGAUGCCCUAAAUGUUAAAGGUGCAGUAUGUAACUUUAAUAAAAACUGCCUUUUGUUAAAACUGUCACCAUGUUGUGCCAGUAUGGUUUGAGACAAUUUGUGAAAAAAUUGAUCUCCAACUUCUCCAUGAGCUACUAUUAUCAUCUGAAGAAAUGCACCACUCCUAAUCAAAAACAACCAAUUAGAGCCAGGAGGAGGUUCCUAGCGCUGACAGUCAUCCUUGUGUACACUCUACUAAAUGUGCUAAUGGCAGAGAAACACCUCACCGUUAUAGAAAAACCAUUUAUCGCAGUGAUCAGUCGCCACCCUAACCAGCUUGAGCAUUCAUGACAGACUGUGCUCAGUGUAGCAUAGCAGAGAGCAAGAAGGGGGAGAUAAAUGGGAGAAUGAGCAGCGCUACACAGAGGGGUGAUUAACAACGGUAAGAGCCUCUUCCUGGCUCAGAUUGGUGGUUUCUCCAUAGCACUGGGAGAAGGCAGAGGAGCUUGAUCCUUUUUUUUCACAGAUUAUCAUCUUCAAACAAUACUGUCACGACAUAGCGUCAGUUUCAACAGACAUGUGGAAAAUAUUUUUUAUGAAAGUUACAUGCUGCAGUUUUAAGAGUUCUGCUACUUAUUCCAGUUUACAUCAACAUGCGCUGUAUGUGAUAAUAUAUAAGGAAGAAGUCACUCUGUGGUCAUUUUCCCACGAUAGCUUUUACUUAAGUUCCUACAAUUUAUAAGAAUUAAAUACGCCGUAUGGAGUAGUGAAAGAUCUUACAAACAUGCUGUAUAUUUCUGAUGUAAUAUUUUACAUUUAAGUAGAUUCUGCCUUUACUUGACAAUUGAAUAAGCUUGCCAAUGAAUACAUGUACAUUUAUUUAUUUAUUUAUUUAUUUGAAAACAGGUUUCUAACCAGACUAACAAUAGUUCCAGUGUAAGACUAUUCACUUUGACAGUAUGCUAAGGAAAAUGUGUCUUGUGUUUACACAUUGUGACUGCUGUCUUUCAUCAGAGAAGAGGAGGAUCUAAGCAGCUGUUGGGUUGUAGAUUGUCACAUUUAUGUUGUUGUAGGAUUAGAUGAGAUGAAGAAAAAGCUGCUCGUAGAAGUUUAACCUGAAGAACAAUGCAGCCAGGCUGCACGAGUUCUGCACUAGCUUAGCAUAAAACCAGAUGUAUAAAAUUUCUUCACCAAAAUGGUGAAGAAAUCUGUGGCUCCAAUUUCAGACUUUUUUUUUUCCGACAAAACAUUUUCCUCAAGUUUUUCUGACUUUAUUACCAAAAUGUACUUUCUCUCACUAAUGAGCAGGGAUUUGUUUAUAAAAUCUGUCUCUUAUCAAUAACAGUGGUUCAGUUUCAUCAACUAAUACAUUCAUUUUGGACUCACAUAUUGCUAUUUUUUUCCCUUAUGUGCUCCGGCUUUUGCGUGUCAGUUCAGUUUUUCUCCUAAUUAUUUUUAUGAUAAGUAGUUCCAAAAUGGUCAUGUAUAAUUUAAUAACAUUGUUUUCUAAAGAUUCUAAAUUGUAUUUUUAUGUAUUUAAUUUCUGAUCUCUAUUUGGACCAGAUGAUGCCAUUGAAUUCUGUCAGAUUAUGUCCCUGAUUAAUCCAACAGCUAUGGCCGACCUGUUGUGGGAAGAUAUUAAAUAAUGAAGUCAUAAAACCACAUUUCCUUAUAUUAGACUAUAUUUAAAAGAUAGGAAAACAUUGACUGACACUUAUCUCAGUCAAUAUGUCUACUUUGGUUUGUAGAAAAUGACAAAUUGCCCCAUGGCAUAUAGCGCCACGUAGUAAUCAAAAAAAUUAAUUACAAAAUUGCUGCUCAAAAGGGUAAAAACUCACAAUGUCUCAGCCGAACACAACAGCUAUGACAGCUGCAAGAAAGGCUGGUUGUUGUUGCCAAUUGUGAAUGCUGAAAAUGAAUGUACAGUGCUGAGAAACGCUAAAACCAGGCCUUGAACCCGUAGAGCAGGCCCAGAGCUUUACACUGCCACCGCCGUGCUUCACUGCUGGUAUCAUGUCGUUUUUUCUGUAGUGGCGUGUCAGUUUUGCUCCGGAUGUAAUGGGACACUUUCCAUAAAGCUCCACUGCUGUCUCAACAGUCGACAGAAUAAUUUCCCAUGUGUCUUCUUGGGGAUGACUGGGAGGUUGUUUGGGAAACAUGAGACAUGUGGUCAUUUUGGUUCUGAUCUUAGAACUCUGCCCUGGAUGCCAUUUUUGCUUCGGCUCUGUCCCGUGAAAACUGAUCUCAACUUCUUGGCUCUUUUGUGACCUGUCUGGUCUUGAACCCAGUCCUGGGAAGAGUCAACAAUGUCCUGUUUUGUCCAAUUUGUGGAUAAUGUCUUUCAUUUUCUUUGUCUGGGCUCCCGAUGUCUUACAAAUUGCUUUGUAGCCUUUUCCAGACAGCUCGGUGUCAUUGACAUUGAUUUCCCAUCUGUUCUUGAAAUUGUAAGAUUAUGCAGUCAGCGUUCAGAAUACUGAAGUCUUUCGGCGUACCUCAAUCAAGUCAUGAGUCGAACGGUUUGGCAGUAAUCCCUAUAUUUUGCUAGAGAAACUGAUGCUGGAAAUGUGGUUAAUAAUAGCUACUUCAUAACAUGAGCAAUCUUUUUGCUUUUGUUUUUUUCACCUUAGAUGGAUUUGUAUCUUUAAUAAAGGAAAUUAAACUCCUUUUUGGUUUUGUUCUGUUCAUGCCUGUCAGAUAUUAAAUUUGUUUGUUCUAGAAUUUAAGUAAAAACGAUUAGAAAUCUGUGGGGACAGAUGGAUGGAUGGAUGGAUUCACUGAGUUUAUAGUUUCCAGUUCCAUAUUUUGUUGCAUUACUACUGAUCACAUCAUGUUUUUUUUUUGUUUUUUUAUCACAGCCUGGUCUUUAUGUAUGUAGCUAAAUAUGACUAGGCACAAACUAACAUUUUUAACACUUGGAUGUUUUAAUUAGAAAACAUUAGAAAAAGUAUGCAGAUUUUUUUUGUGACCUUUGAGCAAGGCCUGUCUAGUUUUAUGCUAAGCUAAGAGAUGCUAAGCUAGCUAGUGGAUGUUAUUCCUCCUUUAGCGUACACAAAGGCAUAUUUUGUCAUGUAAAAUUUACCCAAAUGGUCAAAAUAUUGCUUAAGUGAACUUUUACAUUUAUUUAUUUAUUUUGAAAAAUGUAUAUUUAUUUAUCUGUCCCACAGGACUGUGUCAUGAAUGUAGCAGAGGACAACUUCAAGUGCCACAUUUUCAUUAAAACCUUGUCUUUUAUACGUUCGACACAAUUCUAUGGUCUUGAAAUAUGUGUAAAUCAAGUGAAAAAUUUGUAUCUUUUAUAAUAAUACGUCUUAUGUCAGAGCUAGGUAUGACUAUAAGUCAUUUGAUGUACAUUUGUUUUGUGAAUGUAUGAAUUGUGCAUCAUAAUUUGGUAUUCAGAUUGUAUCUAUAUGUGUUACAGUAUAACAGUAGACAGAAGACUAUAGCUGUAAGACUUUCUGGUUUUUAUCAGUUUCUUAAAUAUUUAGACUGAAAGUCUAUCGCUGUUAUAAAAUAAGAGAAGUGCUUCUGUUACCAUAAGUAACCAAGCUAUUUUCAGAUCAUUACACUGUAUUUACUGUUGGCAAUCAUUUGAAUUAUACUUGUCAAAAUGGAGUGAAUUAAAUCUUUUUAUGCCUUUUGUUGUCUAUUUCAUGGUGAGGCUAACUAACAUCUCUGAUAAUUGAAUUAAGAUUACACAAGAAAUGGUCCUCAGCAAACUAAAGAGAUUUUGUAUGCUGUUUAUUUCAACAUUUAUUUCUCAUUUUAGAGCAGCAGUUUUCAAAUUACCCUCCAAUGAACCUUCCGUGAAAAAGUUCAUUGGCAGAUUAAAUAUCUAGCAACUAUAAAAGAAAAUGUUUAUUGACUUAUUGGGUGCAGAGAAAAACAACAGACUGUUGUGAAUUCAUUUUACAGAUCUUGUGGUAUCCUCACAUUUUUUAGUGAGGAUGCAUGGUUUCAAAAGUUCAACAAAUAAAAAUAUGAAAAACAUGUUGUGUGUUACAUUCGACCCCAAUUCACCCUGACACCCUUAAAUAAAACGAGCUGCCUGGAG